This is a messenger RNA of Dinoponera quadriceps, 4563 nucleotides long. Its product is annotated as male-specific lethal 1 homolog. NCBI's taxonomy places the organism in Eukaryota, Metazoa, Arthropoda, Insecta, Hymenoptera, Formicidae. The record is from RefSeq and is a predicted model, not a curated record. The coding region runs from base 1796 to 4045 and encodes 749 amino acids. Gene Ontology annotation, cellular component: MSL complex. The transcript is spliced from 4 exons.
UUCUCAUUGUUUUUUGCCAUGAUAUACUGAAUUAAAUAAACAGUAGCAACUGCUAUAUUUUCAACGUCAUCUUUCAAUCGAGUCUUUAUCUCAAAAAAUUAAUGAUAUGAAAAUCGCGAUAGAUGCGUUUUAAAAAGUGAACUUUUGCUUUCUAGUCGUUUUUUAGCAAACAUCGUACAUUGAUUUGUUCGCUUUAUAUAAAUGGUUAAAUUCGAAACCGCAUUGUUGUUAAAAUGUUUAAUAAUUUUGUGGAAAAUGUCACAAGCGCAAUAUGCGAAUAUGUGCCAAUUAAAGAGGAAGAUUCACAUUUUUAAAGUUGUCUAAAUGUCAUUUGUAAUGUUUCAUUCAAGUUGUAUAAUUCGACAAAUUUCACGAAACAUUUUAACAUUCAACGAAUUUCUAUUUAUAUCCCUACAAUAUUGUGAAAAGUAGAUGUAUAUUAAAAAUAGAUCUAUAAAUUAGAGACUUUCUGCUGUAAAAUAGUUCUAGAAUCAUCUUGUUAUCAUCAUUUUUAUGGAAAUUACAAACCUUCGAAUUUUGCUUACCUAUCGCCAUCGAGAGAAGUGACGUUUGAAUUCUUGUGAAUAUUCACUUGUAAGAUUAUCAGUUUUUUAAGUUUUAAACUAGCGGUACUUACAUUUACUUUAAAUCAAUUUACAAUCAGUUUAAAUUCAAAUUUUGAAAAUAUUGAUGGUUGUUAAGAUGUUGAAAAAGAAAUUUAAUAGCGAAAUAUUUUUACUGCUUACACAAGAUAUUUUUUUAUUAAUAACAGCAUAUCUCUCGUCGCUAAAUUUAUUACGCAUAUCUUUUUAUCAAAUCAAAAAAAGAAAACCAAGAACUGUUGAAUAAUCCAGAGAAAAAGAAAUCGUAAUAUCUAAAGUGGGACACUCGGUGCAAUGUUGGUGGAUCGUAGACGUACGUUAACAUUUACAAAGCACGCUUAGACGAUAAUAAAUUACAACCUAACCCAGCGCAAACAUAUGAUGACAUUUCAAAAUGACGUCUUUACGUCAUUAUUAAUACGUCAUUAAUAUGUCACUUAUACGUAACUAUGUUCGCUGGGAAAUUAUAUCGAUUAUGAGCGGCCGGGUAUACUAAGGACAUCCCCGCGAAUCCCCGUUAACUUCCGUUAUUGAUUACGUUUCACAUGUUAAUUCGCUAACGACCGUAGUAAUAUCAAUAAAUGUAAACGAGGAUAGAAUGACGCUUUAGCGCAGAUAGCGCGCUAUCCGAACGCACCCUAAACCGGAUUAGCGGUGUCGUGUAAAACGUAAUCUCUGCGGUCGAGCGCGAGACUCGCGAAACGGUGCGCGGUUCGCUCUCUGUCCUUCCGAAGGUAACAAUGAACGAUCAGUAACUAAGCGGCGAGACGUCGCGCGGCGCACCUCGUCGGUGCGAGAGUAAACACGAAGCGGAGGCGCGCACACCUCGUGCACGCUCUCACUGGCACGAGCCGUGGCGUCGCGAAAAAUUGCCCUCGUACGACGGCCAGGACGAGGAGAACGAGAGGAAAGGGCAGGAUAGGCGACGGGUGGCCGCGUCGCUUCGCGGGUGUGUUCGUAUGUGUGUGUGGUAGAGUCGGAGCCCACUACGAGGGAGAGAGAGAGAGAGAGUUACGGCGAGCAGCGGCUGCAUCGGUGUCGUCGUCCGUGGCGCGAUCCGCCACGGGACGUCGCUUAAUGUGCGCGAGCCGGGCGUGUGUUGUUGUCAGUACGCUCGUGCCAGCGGGCGCAGCAAAUGCGGUCGGUAGCCGUCGUAGCGGCGACGCAGCCACCGCGAAGACCGCAGCAGGAAGAUGUCAAACGGCGGCUCGUCGCUGUGGUCCGAGCGACUCGUGAACGGUGAAAAAAACAGCAUCGACGCCACCGGCGCUGUCAGUGGCAGCAUCGGCGGUGGAGGAAGAGGAGGAGGCUGUGUGGGUGGUGGUGGAAGUGUCUCCUCCGGCGUCAGCUCUCGCAGCGGUGUUGGUGGUGGUUGUGACAAUAUUGCGGACAGUGGUGGUAAGAUCGGCGGCGUCCCUCCUGCCGUCACAGUUACUGCCGCUGUUAUCGGCGGCGGUGGCGCCGCGGACGGCGGUCUGACGUUGCUCGACGCCCGCGGCACGACGCCAGCGGUGAACCGCCGUCGUGAGGCAACGCGUAUCGGCGACUGCGACGACGCGAGGACAGGCCGGCGCCUCGAGUCGGUGAUCCUUCAGACGACGACGCCGCCGACGACGACGGCGAAUGCCGGUAACAACGCGAGUAUAGUUAGCGGCACCAGCGCGAGCACGCUCGCCGCGGUCGUUGUCGUCGACACCGCGUCAACAUUGUUCGACGACGACGACAUCGUCGACGACGAGGAGGAGGAGGAGGAGGAAGACGUCGGGGACCGUCACUAUCGGCACAAGCGCGGCAUCAUGGUCGCGGCGAUGAACGAACACCUGUCUAACACGACGACGACGUCGUCGCCGGCGAACGGCGCCCGCAGCACCUCCAGCAGCACCGUCGCCACGCUGUCAUCGUCCUCGAGCACCAGCAGCGCGAUCGUCAACACCAAUUCCUCGGCGAGCACGACGACGAGCACGGCGAUCAGCACCGCCGGUGUUGUCGGCAUCGCCACCAACAAUAACAACAGCUGCGGCAACGCGCGCAGCCAGGAAUUCCAAGAUAUGGACGGCGACGACAUCGGCAAGAAUGUCGUCGCCAGCACCACCACCGGACCCGCCGGCAUCCUCAGUUUUCCCUGUGACUUUGACCACAUGUAUGCGAGCAUGACGGAUGGCGGCACGCCGGCUGCUGCGACUGCCUCCGCCGUUGCCGCGGCUGCUGCUCUCGGGGUGAGCCCCCUGCGUGGCAACGAACCUCGUCAGAACGACCUCACCGAGGUCAAGCACCUGAAGGAGCUGUUGUUGCUACACUUGGAUCUCAUCCAACAGCAGUCCGAGCAGAUCGUCACCAAGGACAAGCUCCUCGCCGCGCUACGCCAGGAAAACGAGACGUUGAAACUACGCCUGGAGCGUAUGGAAAGGAGGGUGAACCUGCAGAAACUGAGGUCUGAAUGUAGUAGCGAGAAUUCCGCCGAGCAUCUCGGCACAUGUUCGCCGCCUGGUGUUAAUACGGUGAACACUGCGUCAACCAGUGAACCGCAUCGAAAUGUGCAAUCCGAGAGUGGUAACACUUUACACGAGAGCUUUAAGAUACGUCUGAAUACCAGCGGUGGUAUCACGACUGUUAAGCAAGAACCUCUGGAUAAUCAAAUCAAGCACGAGGUAAAGCAAGAGGCUAGCGACACCAGGUUCGAGUGGGAGGAGAAGAAGAAGAGACGAUCGGACCCAACUCCAUUGUCAACGGGCAGUAAAAAGAAGAGAGGGUUGUCUUGCUCAUCCACCAUUAAUAUUGACGCGUCCUCCAAUGUACAGGAUAAGGUGUUGACUUCAUCACACGAGCCCAUUAGAAAGAAUGACAGAAAGACAAAAUCUCUUGCAAAAAAGGAAUCCUUUCUUACGACAGAGGAACAUUAUUACACUGCUGUAGGGGAUCCGAGUUAUACCUUAAGUCUCAAACAAUCCAGUCCAGUAGAAACGUGUAAUUCUCUAGAAGUUCCAAAUUGGAGGGUAAAAAUAUACACAAGUUGUUACACAAUGGAGGGUACUGAAAAUUUGGACGAUGAGAUUUUUAACAAAAGACAUUUGAAAUUGGAGAACGACGAGAGGAGAAGGAAACGAUGGGAUGUGCAGAGGAUAAGGGAACAAAGGCAUAUAGAAAAGUUAAAGCAAAGGCAAGAACGUCAAAAUCAUCAAGCCACGUGUUACAAUACCAAUCAUACCGGCCCUUGUCCCUCGUCCCUGGAAGAAGAAACAAUAACGUCCUUGUGGCCUGACGUAGAUCAAAUUCAAAGUCUCCAAGUGGAUCCUCAUUUGCCAGUAACUGCAUUUGGCACCCCUAUUCCUAGUUUUACUCCAAGUGAAUUUUCCUUACCUUGGUCGAACACAACGCGAAUAAAGUGUCGACGCCCUAAACGUUCAACAAGUAGAAGAAAAUCUACAGGUAGAAGAAAAGUCUAGGAGAUAAAUUUUUAUAAAAAUGGACAGAACUGAUUUUAUCUGGACCGUCGGUUUUAAAUCUUGAGAAUAGUAUUGCUCCCUCACCACACAUUUGAAUAAGUGUUCUUUUUUUUUCUUUUUUUUUUUUCAUUACAACGCGAGAUAUAUAGGGGCACCAAAGAUAUUUUUAUUAACUUUUUAAACGUCUGCAAUGUAUACAGCAGGUAUAUAGUUUAUUCUUUUCUACAUUUUUGUCGAUUAAGUAAAUUCAUCGUCAAUACUUGUUUGAUACAUCUAUUCUACAUUUUGUACUCGGUGUUGGUCAUUUUAUUUAUGUAACUAUGAAUAUGUAUCACACAAUGUAACGAAAACGAUGUGACAGUUUGCGAGUGUAUCAAACACUUGAAUAAGAUCAAGAGAUUUUUGUUUCAAUCAGUUGAUGUGACUGAUAUUUGCAGUGUUUGCCGGUAACUAGUUAAAAUUAUUUAAAUAAUCAUCCAGAUGAAUAAAUUGAUCAUCUUUAUCUAGAUGGAAGAAAA